Messenger RNA from Apodemus sylvaticus (European woodmouse), 2295 nucleotides. RefSeq names its product ADAM metallopeptidase domain 29 (gene Adam29). The transcript has a single exon. Gene Ontology annotation, molecular function: metalloendopeptidase activity. Gene Ontology annotation, biological process: proteolysis; male gonad development. The coding region runs from base 1 to 2295 and encodes 764 amino acids. Lineage: Eukaryota; Metazoa; Chordata; Mammalia; Rodentia; Muridae. Gene Ontology annotation, cellular component: sperm head plasma membrane; plasma membrane; external side of plasma membrane. The record is from RefSeq and is a predicted model, not a curated record.
AUGAUUAUGAUUGAAGCAUUGUUAUGCAUGCGAAUCUUGUGCCUGACACAACUGUUUUGGAUUUUCCUGUCUUUUCCUGAACUCACUCAGGCUGGGCAUUGGCACUAUUACAGUUCCACAGAAGUGGUGAUUCCCAUGAAGAUAACUGAGAAAACUAGAGGAAUGAACCCUCAAAAUUGGAUCUCCUACAGCUUUAAACUUGGAGGCCAGAGACACAUCAUCCAUAUGAAGAUCAAGAAUCUUUUUCUAACCAGGCAUCUCCCAGUGUUCACCUACUCUGAGCAGGACUUUCUGCUUGAAGAAUACCCUUUUGUACAGGAUAACUGCUACUACCAUGGUUAUGUGGAGGGUGACUCAGAAUCAUUAGUUUCCCUCAGUACCUGUUUUGGAGGCUUUCAAGGACUGUUAGAGAUAAAUAACAUUGUUUAUGAAAUUAUGCCCAAGAAGUUUUCAACCAAAUUUGAACAUCUGGUCUAUAAAAUGGACAGUAAUAAAACACAAUCAAGAAGUUCCAGCCUUAUGCAAGAUAACAUAACAUGCCAAGUAGAGUUACAAAGAAGUCGAAAUUCCACCCUCAAGCAAAGUAGUUUUGAAGGCUGGUGGACACAUACUAGAAUUGUUGAAUUAGUAGUAGUGGUGGAUAAGACACUAUAUGACCACUAUGGACAUAAUUACACAGUAAUGCUGUUAGAUCUAUAUUCCGUGAUAAGUAUAGUGGAUACCAUUUAUGAGGCAAUCGGUAUUAAAACAUUAUUAGUUGGUUUGGAGAUUUGGAAUAAGAAAAACCCUAUCGUGAUAGAUGAUGUAAGAAAAUCUCUAAGACUGUAUUGCCAGUGGAAAGCCUUGAACUUUCUUCAUCGAUUAAAACACGAUACCUCGCAUCUUUUCAUACACAGGCACUUGAGAGGAUUAAGUGGCAUAGCUUCCACCAAUGGGAUUUGUGAUCCAAAUCGUAGUUGUGCAGUUGUUACUUUCAUAGACAGAACUUUGAACCUUCGUGCCCUUGGAGUGGCUCAUCACUUAGGUCAUAAUUUGGGCAUGAACCAUGAUGAAGAUACAUGUAAGUGUAGUUACAGUAAAUGUAUAAUGCACAUGGACAGCCCUCCAAUACCCAAAUUCAGCAAUUGCAGUUACAAUUCCUUUUGGUCUUACACUAUGAAGUACGGAAGCUGUUUGAUGGAAAACAUGUACAUGAAGGAUAUCUUUAACAUGACACACUGUGGAAAUGGUGUUGUCGAAGGCAAAGAGGAGUGUGACUGUGGAUCUUUAAGGAACUGUGCACAUGACUUCUGCUGCAUGUCAGACUGCACUCUGAGUAUUGGGGCUUCCUGUGCCUUUGGACUUUGCUGCAAAAACUGUCAGUUUUCACCAUCAGGGACUUUGUGUAGAAAAAGUGAUAAUGUGUGUGAUCUUCCAGAGUGGUGCAAUGGAACAUCCCCUGAGUGUCCAGAUGAUUUUUAUGUGGAAGAUGGAAUUUCCUGUGGAGUUUCAGCCUAUUGUUAUGAAAAGCGAUGUAAUGACCGCAAUGAACAUUGUAGGGAGAUUUUUGGCCAGAAUGCAAAGACUGCAAAUGGACAUUGCUACAGAGAAAUAAACACUAAAGGUGAUCGUUUUGGCCAUUGUGGUCUUCAGGGACCUACAUAUAUAAAAUGUGAAAGCAAUGAUUCACUUUGUGGGAGAAUUCAAUGUGAUAAUGUGAUAGAAAUUCCCCAUUUGCAAGAUCACAGUACUGUUCACUUUGCUGUUGUUAACAAUGUAUCAUGCUGGGGUACUGAUUACCACACUGGGACAAACCUAACUGAUAUAGGUGAUGUAAAAGAUGGCACUGAGUGUGAGCAAGAUCAUAUCUGUAUCCAUAAGCAUUGUGUACAUAUAUCUGCAUUGGACAGUAACUGUUCACCUACAUUCUGUAAUUAUAGGGGCAUUUGCAACAACAAACAUCACUGCCACUGCAACAUCCGCUGGGAUCCCCCUAACUGUAUGAUAAGAGGACAUGGAGGUAGUGUAGACAGUGGCCCACCUCCUAAAGCAAGGAGAAAGAAUCCAUUUUUCUAUCUGAUUCUAUUAAUGCGAAUUAUUUCCCUUUACCUUUUAAGUUGUCUUUGUUGGCUACUUCUUUUCAGAAAUGAAAAUAAACAAACCCCCCAAGUUCAGUCUACACCUGUAGAAAAAAGUGAAGUUUCAAAGGAAGUUUCAAGCCAAAAGUCUAGUUCAGUGCAUUUCCAGAGUCCACCUCAGUCAAGAAAGCCAUCACUAUUGGCUACAUCAACAUCAUCUGAAAAAAUUACCGAUUAA